This is a messenger RNA of Mya arenaria, 1320 nucleotides long. Its product is annotated as cartilage matrix protein-like. The record is from RefSeq and is a predicted model, not a curated record. The transcript has 7 exons. The coding region runs from base 100 to 1122 and encodes 340 amino acids. NCBI's taxonomy places the organism in Eukaryota, Metazoa, Mollusca, Bivalvia, Myida, Myidae.
UCGUAAAGGAAACUAUGAAGUCUUAUUUAACUGAUUGCAGAGUACGAGCGAGUGUUCCGACGUAUAUGUCCGAAUGGAAAGCUGAACAAAGAUGAUCUAAUGGAAUUCUUCAAUGGUUGUGACUUAUGGCCGACCCAAAAUGAUAUUAAUAGAUCAUUUGACGCCAUUUAUAGGGGUUCAAGGAACACAGCGGAAGUCGUCUUUGCACUUGACUGCUCUACAAGCACUGGAGUUGUCGGGUUUCACAGUCUGAUAAAGUUCGUCAAGGAACUUGUUUCGCUGCUUGAUGUGGCGCCUGACCGCACGCGCGUUGCCAUGGUCCCAUACAACGAAGCAGUCUUUACGUCAUUUCCGCUUACCGCACACACGAAUAAAAAGGAUCUGCUAGAAGCGAUAUCAAAGAUCAAACUGUGGCAUGGAUUGACCAGAACGGACAUUGCUCUUGACGCGAUCAGAAAUAUGCUUAAGGCCUCGAGGCCAGGCGUCCAGAAGAUAGGUAUUGUGAUCACGGACGGGCGUUCAACGGAACCGGAAAAGACGUCACGCGAAGCACAACUAGUUCAUGAGAUGGGGGUCCAAAUGUUCGCCAUAGGCAUUGGAAACAAGACAGAUGAGAACGAGCUACAAACUAUCGCUACCAACCCUGACUGCGUCUUUCGCGUUCUUGACGUCAAAGAACUCGGCGGCAUCCGACGUCAAAUAGAAAGGCGAUUUUGUUUAGACACCGGCUCACUUUUCGCACCAAUCAUAUCGUCCGACGAAAGUCACUUGUUCAGGCCAGUCAGCCAAUCACCGAGCUUGGAACUUGUAUGGAACUGUUAUCCACCAGAAGCUUGUGGUCUUGCACAUGCGCGUCGAUCUCGCUGGAUACGUCCGGUGGUGAAGGGACAAGAAGCAUGGGCACUUUUAGACGACAAUAUCAUGCGAGCAACGGGAAUGAGAGCCUGUCUAAAGCUUGUGAUCAAAGCGAGGCUGCACAGAGAGGGUUACGUUACUUUGCCUAGUGACGUCACAAAUGACGUAGAACACGUGACGAGUGAGGUCCAGGCGCUGCAUCUCAUCGAAAAAUAUAUUGAAAGUCAAAAGAACAAUAUUAAAAUAAAACAAAAUGUAUUUGUGUGAAGAAAACGAUGUCAGAUAGGCAGUAUUCUGAUCGUACAAUGGUGAACAAUCUUAUAGCAUUUUUACCCCCCAAAAACGAAAAAUGAACACAGAAGAAAAAACGCCCCAAAUUAACGAUAUUCUACAUUCGAACAAUAAAAGUUCAUAGUUUAUUAUCAAAUAUGGUAUGUAUUUAUGCAUAUGGUCAUAAUAAACAUA